AAAAAGCCUACUUCGGACUUCCCUCAUAUUGAGGUUGUGCGCAAUAAGGAGGAGAGGAGAAAACUGCUUGGCCACACUUGUAAGGAAUGUGAGAUGUAUUAUGCAGACCUCCCAGAAGAAGAAAGGGCUAAGAAACUGGCCAGCUGCUCCCGGCACCGUUUCCGCUACAUUCCACCAAGUACUCCAGAAAAUUUCUGGGAAGUGGGCUUUCCUUCAACUCAGACCUGUAAAGACAGAGGUUACAUAAAAGAGGAAAUGUCACCCUGUCAAAGACCACGAAGACGACUUCCCUACAAUUCAAUGUUUCCUACCAAAGGCAAAGAGCAGAAGACAUAA
Molecule: messenger RNA, 336 nt
Organism: Staurois parvus
Lineage: Eukaryota; Metazoa; Chordata; Amphibia; Anura; Ranidae
Source: the annotation of a GenBank genome assembly